UUCCAUACAUCGGUUUACUGGUCGAACGCAUAGCAUUCAGUCGGGGUUGCAAGGUUCUAAUGUGAAUAAUCCUUUGACAGUUCCUUGGCGCCUUGCUUGAGCGCUUUGUGUUUGACCAGUGAACCGGUGUAUGGAAAAUGGAACCUUGAAGUGGACUGGCUGUGGAAUGACGCAGCGGUAAUUUGGAACUCGGAAAAGGUGUAUAUUGAUGAUGCAAGGAUCAGAUUAGCAAAGUUUACAGAGCCGACAAUGAGGACAAAAGCGUAACUCUUUGUUAAAAGUUUGUGACUGAACACACUGGUUAAAGAAAAAGCCAUAAAAACAUUCAACACCAAUCAACCCUGCCAUGAAGAAACUCUUGCAUAAAGAUAAGAAAGACAAGGAGGAGAAAAAGAAAGACAAGGAAGAGAAAAAGAAAGAAAAAAAGGAGAAGAAAGACAAAAGUAAAAAGAGCAAGAAAGACAAGCACUCGGCUUCAACGUCUAGCAUAGAUGAGGUGCCAGAAAGUCCAGGAGCAACAAGUCAAUCUACCACUGUAGUAACCAAGACUACCAUAGCUUCUGAUAGUGAUGGUGCGACCAAGACGACAAUAGUAAAAGAAACGGUUCAAGAGAAAUCUGGAGAGCGCGUUUCUGAGACAAAAACAGAAGAAAAGGUCACCGAGGAUUUAAAUGGAAAAAAUGUCACUAAAGAAACCACAACUACUACAAUUACAGAGUCUGAGCCCGAUCAGCCCAUCCAGAUUAAAACAGUUGUCAAGGAAACGAACAAUGAGACACCACAAGGGGAAGAAAGAGUUGUUGUAACUGAGACAUCAUCAGAGGUCAAAUCCGUCCCGUCCACUAGAGAGGAUCUUACAGAGUCAGAUAAACCCGCCAUCGAGAGCAAAACGGUUGUCGAGGAAACGAAAAGUGAGACACCGCAAGGGGAAGAAAGAGUUGUUGUAACCAAAACAUCAUCAGAGGUCAAAUCCGUCCCGUCCACUAGAGAGGAUUUUACAGAGUCAGAUAAGCCCGCCAUCGAGAGCAAAACGGUUGUCGAGGAAACAAAACGUGAGACACCGCAAGGGAAAGAAAGAGUUGUUAUAACCAAAAGAUCAACAGAGGUUAAAUCCGUCCCGUCCACUAGAGAGUUCUUAAUGGAGAACUUUCCGGAACAGGCUGGAUUUGAAACUAGGAGGCACAUUCAACAGAAGGUCGUUCAGGAUUCGAGUCAACCUACACAUGUCUCAGAACGAACAGUAAUCAGAGAAGUGAGCGAUGGAGGCGAGACAGUUAAGACUGUUACCAAGGUUGUAUCCGACGAAGGAGGGAAGAGAGAGACGACGACAACGACGACUUUAGGAGGAGUGAAUGAUAGAGAAGACGCCAAAGACGACAGCAGUCCAAACGAGCACCGGGACGAGGACAAAAAUGGUAUAAUCCCCGAAGACGUAAACCGUAAAACGAGUCUCCCAGAAUGGUUGGACGACAUUCCUCAUGAAAGCACUCCAAAAGGUAAAGCCAAGAUUGACGAUUCCAUUGAGAUUCCUUCCCCUCCUCUACAAAGAAAAGAACCUCAAGAAAAGGUGAAACCAACGGGACCCAAAGUGAUAGAGGAAAUUCAUCCAGUCGAGGAGUCGAAAGAUAACAUACUGGAUCUUCUGGAURAUUUAGAAAACGCGGGGAAGUCAAAACCCAAGGAAGACAAACCAGAACCACCCGAAGAGAUACCCUUUACAUAUGAGCCCAAGAAGCCAGACAAAAAAGUGUAUUCUGGCGUACCAGUGACUGAAAAAGUAGAUAAUGUGAAGUCAGCGAACAAGGCAGAAACGGCGGGAAUAGAUUUUGCUAGCCUGGAGAAAAAGGAAGAACCAAAGCCCACACGUACCGUGCAACAAACCCAUGUUAGAAAAGUCAUCACUAAUAAUGGAGAUACCGUGGAAACUGUUACUAAGACCACCACCGAUGACGAGGGGAGAGUCAAAAAGACGGAAACCAAAACGAUUUCUGGGCGAGACCAAAAGCCAAAAGAAAGCCAUGAUGUUAAUUUUAACGUGAAGGAAUCUGAUAAACCCAAAACGUCACCUAAGACAAACAAAAGAAAUCUUCAUGAUGGAGAAGCAAUGAAGAACGCGAAAAAUGUCAUUGAAGACGUUGGAGACGACACAGACGACGAAAGAGAGAUUUUGGAAGAAAUUAUCGUUGUCGAAAGGAAAAGAAAGGCUCGUAUUCCAAAAAGUUUUGUCCCCUAUGAAAAAGAACGCCCGAAAGGGGUCUUACCAAUCGACAUGUUGAUUGAACGCCAGAGUCGUCCUCUCAAGUUGCCGCCAGUUGGUAGACGCGUGAACGAGACGGUAGAGCAGCAAAAUCAAAAUCGAAAGAGUGAAAUACCAGACUUAAAUGAGCUCGACCGUCUUCUUACUGCAAUGGAGGAAGAAGGAAAGUAGAGCCUAAGUCAAUUUUCCAUCGCUGGUAAUAUUUGCUUAUCUUGAUAAAGUGCACAUAUCUCCCUAUAGAGGUUUUGCACCAUCACGUGGUGGCAGCCAUGACAAGAGGCUGGAAUAAUUAAAUCUGGUUUACCAGGAAAAAAAAUCACUUUCCCAGAGAAAAAAGAAUGACUGCCAUCACGUGUUGGUGCAAAGCCUCUAUUCCAAUCUGGAAUAAAACAUUCAACUGCAGAUAAUUAAUUAAUUAAGAGGUCAUAAAUAAGCCCUUGAUGCUAGAUUAGUACAGCUAAGUUGUUAACUUAAAAGCUAUAAUUGCCCUAGUUAGUAAAAAAAUACUGUAAGGUCUAUGAAAUUUGAUCAUUGACAUGGCCAGCACAUUGCUAAAGAAGUCCUUGGCUCGAUCUGUGCACAUAUGCGUGAUCACCUGAAGUCAUGUCACUGAUGACCUCACAAUUGUAUUUUGCGUCGUGGCACGUGAUAGUAAAUGGGAUUAUGUGCA
This is a messenger RNA of Actinia tenebrosa (Australian red waratah sea anemone), 2927 nucleotides long. RefSeq lists its product as uncharacterized. The record is from RefSeq and is a predicted model, not a curated record. NCBI's taxonomy places the organism in Eukaryota, Metazoa, Cnidaria, Anthozoa, Actiniaria, Actiniidae.